Rhincodon typus (whale shark) is the source of this 2900-nucleotide messenger RNA. RefSeq names its product mineralocorticoid receptor-like. Lineage: Eukaryota; Metazoa; Chordata; Chondrichthyes; Orectolobiformes; Rhincodontidae. The record is from RefSeq and is a predicted model, not a curated record. Bases 267 to 2108 code for a protein of 613 amino acids. The transcript has 3 exons.
GCUGCCGGUCGGCGGGAUGCCCACGAAAUCUCUCCAGUCAACGAAAAGACGCGAGAGGAGCACCCCUCCCAAUCAUUUCGUUCUCACCCUCCCCUUUCUGGUGAAAAUAAUCCACUCACUCGUUCACAUCAAUAUAUACAUUACGUGUAUAUUUGAGCUACAUCAUGUCUACGUGUUUUAGCUUUGAUUUGAAUUGCUUUGCACCAGUCAGCUAAAAAACUGUCAAACAAGUCGCAUAAGGGAAGUGGUCUAUUAAAGAAACAGUAAUGGAAACCAAAGGAUAUAUUGACUACCCUGAAGUAAUGAAUAUCGGAAGACAGUGGAGCCUAAACAAAUCGACCUUGAACGUUGGAAAAGAUCAGGUUGAUAGCUGUGACAGCAAGGCAAUGACUGUCCUCAAUGUUAGUUGCAUACCUCCAGUUGUGAAGAAUGCUGAUGGAGAAAGGAGUCAGGAGGUCUCUCCAGUUCUUCAGCAUCAGCCUCAUUAUCAUGUGCAACACCAAGAUCAGCACCUUGGUUUUUUUGCUUCAGAUCCAAAGUGCAACCUAGGACCUGCUAAAGAACUGUCAAAAACUGUUGCUGAGUCUAUGGGUUUGUAUAUGAAUUCUGCAAAAGAAAUGGGUGGUGAGUUUAACUACAGCAUACAACCUGAACAAAUGGAGGGAAGGUCUAGCAAUAUUGCAGAAAUUGGUGGACACGAACUGAACCUUCAGGAGGAGAAGGUUAAUGCUAUCUUAUUACAGCGAGGGAUGAGACGAUGUUCCACUUCCUCCAGCCCUGGAAGAAAUAGUCAGGGUUCAUGCAUCUCUAGUCCUGUAAACUUUAAUAACUUAGGGUCUUCAGUGUCAAGUCCUAUUAAUAUUAACUCUUGUGUCUCUAAUCCUGCUAAAAUAAAUUACUUAUCUCUAUCUAGUCCUGAUACUGUUAGCAAUCUGGGAUCUUCCAUCUCUAGCCCUGAUAAUAUCAAUAAUUUUAGUACUUCUACCACUAGCCCAAGUGAUGUUCAUUGUGCUGUCUCCAGUUCUAUUAAGAUGAAUAGUGUCAGCAUAUCUAGUCCUAGUAAUAUGAACAGUUUGGGCACUUCCAUCUCCAGUCCUGCCAAUAUCAGUAACCUGCAUUCUUCAGUCUCCAGUCCCAAUAACAUGAACUCUCCUCUUUCUACUCCUAAUAAUCUUGCUUCUCCUCUUUCUGUAUCUACUAAUACUAACGUUUUGUCUAGCCCUAACAAUAACAACGUGGCCUCUUCUGUCUCCAGCCCCGCUGUAAAUAAUCUGCGCUAUUCCAAUUCUAGCCCUGUUGCUGAGCCAAGAAUGAUCCUCAAUCCCGACCAGAACUCGAGAGCAAGAAAUCAAAAGCAUGAGGCACCUAAAGUAUUUAAGGAUGAGAAAAUAAAAGAUGAAUGCUUAGACCCAGGACCAAUUAACAAUGUUAAUACUGCCCAGUUUAUGAAAACAGAAGUAGACAGUGAUUUUGGUGGGGCAUGUUUUCUAAGUAGAGGUAGUUCAGACUUACCUAAUUCAAUGUUUUCAAUGCCUCUAAAAUGUGAGAUGAAUGAAACCACUUGUCUGAACACAAUGUAUACUGGUCAAGUUUCAGAAAACCCCUGUUCAGAAAUUGCACAUCAGUUGAUUGAUGCAAAGGCAAGUUUUGGAGACACCUUUGACCUAUAUGGGGUUUUGGGGAUCCCCACAUCCGCCUCUAACUCUAGUUAUGAACAUGAUACAUUUUUGCAACCCAACCUGACAACAGUGAUCAAACAGGAGCCAAAUGACAAAGGUUAUUGCCAAGCCAACUGUUCACUUCCAUCCACCAUCAUCGGUGUUAAUUCAACUGGACAAUCAUUUCAUUACCGAAUUGGAGCCACUGGCACAAUUUCUGUGCCUUGCCCUUUUAUGAGAGAACAGCGAAAUCAGCUUUUGAAUUUAAUUACUCCUGUAUGCACUGUACUUGGAUCUUGGAAAUCGCACCCUGUCACGCCACAGAGUUCCAUCUCUCCUGGGAGAAAUGAUGGCUACCAACUGCAAGGAUACAUUCCUGAGAAAAUGUCACGCUGCUACAUGUCUCUCUAUUUUACAGGAAACGUAUUUGAGGUAAUCAUCCAGAUUUAAACUAAAUAAAUCAUAAAAAUACCUCAAAUUGAUUUCCAUUUUAAUAUAAGAAACAGUAUUAUGUAAGUAUAUACAGUUGUUUCUGUAAUAGAUAUAUCUCCUUAUAUUUGGAGCAGCAUUACAUGAGUGUCUAAUUUACUAUGUUUAAAAAUAUUCUGCUAACUCAAUAUAAUGGUGCGUUGGCACUUGUUUAUCAUGACCGCUCCAUUUGAAUGAAACAAUUACUUGUGUCGUAGAAUGGACAGUUUACCUUUCUGCCAAGGCAUCCACAAUUAACAAGUAUAGUAACGUUGACUUAAUGUGCUACACAAGUUCAUUUUUUUUUACUGUUUUAUGUGAUGACUUGUUUGACAUAGCAGCUGACGGACAUCUUUGGUGAUAGGGUAUUUGAAUUAAGUUGCAUUUCAAGUUAUAAUCUUAAGAUGUUUUACUGUUAUUUUUAGACAUUUUUAUUCAGUUAAUCCACAGAAAAAUAUUUCCCUAAGCUCUAAAUAUUCAAUUCUACGUAAUUCUGUUUUUUAAAAAAUGUAUGUUUGUAUUUGAUAAUAGUUUGUAAUUUUGCAAGUUACUAUUAAAAACAAGUAAUGUCCAUGUGCCUCUGGGUCAAAAUUACACCAGAAGUAAAGUGCAAAGUAUUCAAGAAUUCUGCUAAGUUCUUGACAACAAAAUAAUAUCAAAUAUUGUCCUUUGAAAAGUUGCAAUUUCACUUUUUAAAAUAUUUUAUGUUUGUAUUAGCAGUAUUGCCACUGAUGAAAUAUUUUGGCUGCUUCCCCAGCAGUUUGGGUCAAAACU